Messenger RNA from Megalobrama amblycephala (Wuchang bream), 3414 nucleotides. RefSeq lists its product as uncharacterized. The record is from RefSeq and is a predicted model, not a curated record. The coding region runs from base 138 to 2219 and encodes 693 amino acids. NCBI's taxonomy places the organism in Eukaryota, Metazoa, Chordata, Actinopteri, Cypriniformes, Xenocyprididae. Gene Ontology annotation, cellular component: external side of plasma membrane. Gene Ontology annotation, biological process: cell surface receptor signaling pathway; immune response; negative regulation of T cell proliferation. The transcript has 17 exons.
GUAAAGAGUAAGUGAAAGUAAAACUGAUCCGCGGACAUUUCACGAACAUGAUCGAGCUCCCGUCAGCGGAACAUCUAUAUUUGUAAUUAUUUAUAGCUGAAGGACAUAAUUGUUUUGGUGUAAUGUAGCAUUUGAAGAUGCUCAAGACGAACUGUGUUUUGGUGUCAGUCCUGCUGAUGAUCGCUGAUGGAUUCAUUGUGCACGGUCCCUCUGGUCCUCUGGUUGCUCCUCUGGGAUCUUCAGUGGUUCUGCCCUGUUAUGUUGAUGAACCUUUAUUAAUGGAGGAUCUGGAGGUGGAAUGGAGAAGAAGAGACUCAGAUACUUUAGUUCAUCUGUAUCAAGAUGGUGAAAGUCAACCAGAGUCCCAGCAGCAGGAUUAUCAAGAUAGAGCUCAUUUCUUUACUGAGAACAUUAAAGAUGGAAACUUCUCCCUCCGUCUGGACAGUCUGAGAGCUGAAGAUGAAGGAGAAUACACAUGUACAGUUCACCGUCAGCAGGAGUCUGGAGAGACUGUGGUUGAAAUAAAAGUUGAUAAUGUUGAGCGUUUGCUGGUCUCAGGAUCAGAUCGGUCUAUAUCUGUGUCUGUGGGUGAAGACGUCACUCUGAACUGCUCUGUAGACUCUCACAUCACUCCUGAAGACUUUGAACAGGUUUCAUGGAAGAAAACUGAUGAAGAUAAAGAAAUUAUGGUUCUUCUCUACCAAGACAAUGAGGCUUUACCAGAGUCAUCACAUGAGCGAUACAGAGACAGAGUUGAGUUCUUCACUGCUGAAAUCCCCAAAGGAAACUUCUCUGUCCGACUGAAGAGCGUCAGAACUGAGGAUAAAGGAGUUUAUAUGUGUGAAGUGUUUGCUGGAGGAGCUUCAGCCAAUGCAACUGUAGUGCUGGAGAGACUGGGUUUCUCUGCUCUACACAUAAUAAUGAUGAUUCUCUGUAUUUCUGCAUCUGGAUCUGCUCUUCUGCUCUGCUGUCUGAUCUACUGCAGAUCUCCUACUAAAGACACAGUGUUUCGUCUUCAGAUGUUUCUCGUCUUCUGUCCAAAUAUUCUGAUGUUUCUGUCUUUCCUCCUCUGGGGAUUUUCUGAAGGAUCUCUGUUUGAGACGGUCUCUUGUUGUGCUCUUUAUUUUCUGAGGCCUCUCAUGUUGCUCUGGGCGGCUCCAUAUAUUAAUAACUUCACAGGCAAUAUAAAAACAUGGGUUCAGUAUUACAGUUAUGACACAGAAUAUAUUGUUUUCUCGGCUGUUUUUUACUCAGUUCUGUUUAAAUCUGCCUUGGACAAAAGUCUGAAUUUCGCUGGAUUUGAAGGUGUCGUGAUUAUAGUCAUGUUUGUGAUUGUACUCCUGUUCAACCUCUUCUAUAUUAUUUACUCAUUGGUGAGUUUAAUUGGGAAUGUAAGUCAACGGAUCAUUACUAUAUUCAGUGUUCUGGCUGGAAUAAGCUUUAAUGUUCUGCCUUCACUACAAUUCAUCCUCCUGUUUUAUGCCUUUGGAUCUGCUAGAGGAGGAUUCAUCAUUGUUGCAGUUUUACCAGUGUUUCUCACUGUGACAAGAUACAAUUGGGACGCAGUAUGUGGUCAACAGAUGGGCUGUUCACCUUCGGUCAGGAGAUCAGUGUAUUUAACUCUCAUGUUAUUGGUCAAUGCUGUAUUGGUCUAUUUCUACAUCAUCGCUCUGGAAAAUGAAAAGGAUCGUGUGGGAUGGAUCUGUGUGAUUGUGUUUCUUCAGUUACUCUGGGCAGUGAUGAACUUCACAGUGUCAUUUGAUUAUGCUCUUCCUCGUCUUGUUCCUGUGUAUGUGUUUGGAUCAGUCGGUGUUGUUGUACUGAACUCUGUUGCUCUGAUGACUGAACUGAUACUGAAAACAGUUAAUGGUGAAGGUGCAGUUGGAGAUCUGAGGAUCGUCGUCUUUUCCUCUGAAUUCAUCUUCACUUUAUUUCUGAUGGUUUUAAUGGUAUUUGAACCCUGGAUCACACCAUGUCUGGAGUCAUGUCAGAAGGCAAUAAAGUCUCGUCGAACUCCAGCCGCUGGAUCACAGGAUCAGGAAUCUCAGAAUGCAGCAGCUUCUGAUGAACCUCCAGCCGCUGGAUCAAACCAGAACCAGAACACAGAAUCACAUGGAGAUGAAUCCUCUACUGAAUCAACAAAACCAAGAGACUCAGCUGGAUUCAGUGGUUUCACAAACAUGAUCAACAAUCAGACAAAAACACUCCUGAAACAGUGAUUUAAGAGUUUAGUCUCGUUCUUCAUUUGUUAUUGAGGAGGUUUUUUAUAAUGUAUGUUUUGUAAAUAUCUGUAAAUAUAUACAGGAUGUUUAACUGUCACUGCACUUUGUAUUCAUAUAUUGUGAUUUGAUUUAUAAUAAUUCUAGCUGUAAACCAACUUCAACAGUAAACUGAGACUCUUCAAGAUCAGCAGAGAGAGAAAUCAGUGUUAUAAUUUGUGAGGUUUGGUCUCAGUUCAGGAUCAUGACGUCAGUAAAUGUUCAGUUCAGGGUCUCUUACACCCUUCAGAAACACUGAGACUGAAUAUUCACACCUUCAGAUGGAAGAUCAGAUCCUUCAUCAUGAUCGCAGCCGUUUGUAUUUCUACAAUGUUUGAAUUAUUAAAUAUUGCUUAUAAAUAUUAUGUUAGCUGCUGAUUCUGUCAUUAUCAGUCCGUUCAGACACUCAACAGCCACAAACACAAGUGAACUUCAGUAAAUCUCAAUCCAUCACUUCUACUAGACAUGAAGAUGAUAUUAAUGCUCAUAAUAAUACAGCUGAAAUCAUCCUGACAGAGCCGACAGCACCUGUACACACAACACAGACAUUAAUGCUCAUUAGACAGAUGAAAAACAAUCAUUUAAUACUGUAUGACAAGUUAGAUCAGAACAUCAUUUCUGGAGUUCAAACAUGAAAUACAGCAUUUGCCUUCCUGAAUGUCUUCAGUACAGCAGUCAGAAAACCAUCAGCAGAAGUCCAGAUCAUUCCCUAUGAGCAAAGAUUAAAGAGGAGGAACAACUGUUUCUCCUCAUGAAUAUGGUUCAGUCAUAUCAAAACUUGAUGGAGUUGUUGUUACCUUCCUUCCUCUAUAUCUGCCAUUUCUUCCUCCAAGUUUCCAGCCCAGAAUGAGUCCAAACACAGAAGCUCAUGAUCAGCCAUUCUCCUCCAUAAUACUGAGUCUGGGAAGCAGAUCAAGAAGUUAAUACAUUUAUAACUCUUAAUUCUUCUCUAAUUUCUAAAUUGCGAUCAAACAUGUUGGAUUCUUUAUAUAGAAGACAAAAUGAGAGAUUUUGCUAAAUGUCCAACUAUUGUUUGUAUUUAUAGUCUGUAUUGUUCUUCUUGUCUUUGUAUUGUGUAACAUUGUGCUUUAUUUCAUAUGUUGUAAAUGUAUGUAAAUAAUGUUUGUAAAUGGCAAUAAAACUAACUUUGACUGCU